Molecule: messenger RNA, 1786 nt
Organism: Raphanus sativus (radish)
Lineage: Eukaryota; Viridiplantae; Streptophyta; Magnoliopsida; Brassicales; Brassicaceae
Product: F-box/kelch-repeat protein At1g51550
Exons: 2
Coding region: 156-1595 (479 amino acids)
Molecular function (GO): protein binding
Source: RefSeq, a predicted model, not a curated record
GACUUUUGUCAAAAGAGGAAAGAUUGGUUUCUAGUGUUUUUUACAGUCCCCCUUGUCGGCUCCGUGACGAGAGAAAGAGAUCCCCAAUCUUCUCCUUCUUCUUUCCUCUCUUCUCUCCUCCUUCUUCAUCUGCUGCUUGAUUCAGUCAACCUCCGAUGACGGAGAUCGCUUCCACCUCCUCCGGCAGAGGCCACCACCAAUCUCCGCCGGCGCCGAUAAUGAACUUAGCCGACGACCAUCUCUUCACCGUCCUCCUUCUCCUCCCCGUGGACUCAAUCCUCUCUUUCUCAGCCACCUGCAAGAGGUUCCGUAACCUCGCCUGCUCCGACAGCCUCUGGGAGUCUUUGUGGCGUAGAGAGUGGGGCCCGUCAUCGGCUGAAUCGGUGAAGUCAUCAUCGUCAUCGUCUUCCUCUUCUUCUCGAGACGGGCUGUUGUUAGUACCGUGGAUGGUUCUGUUCAAGAGAGUGUGCAAGCUUGAUUCCGUCUCUUGUCACAGAAUCUCAAACCUAGACGAUGAUGAUGAUGAUGACGUGUCUUCUUCUUCGUUGCUACUACCGCUACCUAGAGCUUCACACUCUCUCAACUUCGUUACUGAUUAUCUCGUCCUCUUCGGUGGUGGCCGUGAAGGAGGACGACAUCUUGAUGAUACAUGGACUGCUUACGUUGGAGAGAGCAACCAGAAGACGUUGAAGUGGAAGAAAGCUGAUUCAGUCACACCCGGUGGGAGGUUCGGACACACCUGCGUCGUCAUAGGAGACAGCCUGGUCUUGUUCGGAGGGAUAAACGACCGUGGAGAGCGGCUGAACGACACGUGGAUAGGUCGUGUUGGUUGCCACGGGAAGCAGCUGCUGUGGAAGCUACUGAUCGUCGUCGCGGGAGCUCUGAAGCCGCCUCCUCGAGGUGCUCAUGCCGCUUCUUGUAUCUCGGAGAAGACGAUGGUCGUGCAAGGAGGAAUCGGUUUGAGCGGAGUGAGACUUGGGGACACAUGGAUUCUCGAGCUUUCGGAGGAUCUGAACUCGGGGACGUGGCACGAGGUCGUGUCUAAUGCCUUGCUGCCGCCGCGGUCGGGGCAUACUCUGACUUACAUAAGAGAGAACCAAGUGGUUCUGUUUGGAGGUAGAGGGUUGGGGUAUGAUGUGCUUAACGAUGUUUGGCUGUUGGAUACUCAGGAGCAGUGUGAACGUUGGAUACAGAUAUUCUAUGACUUUCAAGACUUGGAGGAAAGUGCAUCGUUGCCGAGGGUUGGUCACUCUGCGACGCUCAUAUUGGGAGGUCGGAUUCUGAUUUAUGGAGGAGAAGAUACGUUUAGGCACAAGAAAGACGAUUUUUGGGCGUUGGAUGUCAAGACCAUUCCUUCUAAAGGUCUGCAGGUGGAUGGAGGAGCGGUUUGUUUGAAUGGCUCCAAGGCGUGGAAAAGGCUUGAUGGUGUGUCUUAUAGACCCAAAGGGCGGUCUUUUCAUCGGGCUUGCGCUGAUAGUUCAGGACGGUAUGUGUAUGUGUUUGGUGGAAUGGUUGAUGGUCUGAAUCUUGCUGUAACGUCAAGUCUUAGGUUUGAGAAUGAGCUUUUCAUGGUGGAGCUUCUUCUUGGCUUGUAGAGAGACCUAAGUUCAUUUUUGUUCUUUGAAUUAAAGGGUUAUAAGAAACCUACAAUAACAUUAGUAUUGGGUAUUGUUGUUGUGCUGAAAUGUCUGAUCUUAUAUGGUUUUAGCAAUGCAGACAUUGUUACCAGUGUUUUUUUUCAACACUUCAAGUACAUAAUUUAACAUAUGUAUAACUUAUGUGUGUA